UUAAUGGAGCUGGAUAUCACUACAAUUGGAUCGUUAUUUAUUUAAAUAGGUUUAAAUGUUCUUCUUUCACACAAUUUCCAAAAAUGUUGCCCAUUUUCGUUAUUUUACAGAAUGCCAUCCUGUAUUGUCAAAUCAUGUUAUAACGGCUGGAAAAAGGACAAUGACAUCACUCCGCGCUGAUUCCCCAAAAAUAAAGAAAUCAUAAAAUCAUGGUUGCGCCAAAUUCCCCAAGACUUCUGUGAUAAUGAUGACUUUGCCCAGAAGGUUCUAGAUGGGGAAAAAAAAUUUGUAUAGAAUUUGUUGAAGGCAUUUCUCCCCACAGACUUACAUUAAUUGUGAAUUUAGAAGGAGUCUCAGGAAGGGUACUGUGCCAACAAUAUUUGGGGGCAUGCCUUCAGAUGUCUCACGCCCUCAAAAGAGAGCAUGUGCGGAAAACAUGGGUGAGAGCUCAGAAAAGAGAGAGAAGAUUUCCAGCGGGGUGGAUAGUGACUAUUCCCUGAAUAAGACGAACAACUGGACCAAGACUGAUCCGAAUAUUCCGAUCACAUGCUCCAGUGAGAGUUGACGUCCUACGAAGGUGAAGAAGCGCAGGCUUUAAAAGUGAGUGGAAUAUGGCACAUACAAGGAAAAGAGCUUCUAAAGAGAAAUCUUUAAUAGCAUCAAAUGAAUGGAAGAAGUCUAAACCUAGUGAUUCCUCAUUGACGGUGUACUCGGUCUCUUCUGGUGGCUCGGGUCCCUAUGAGGACCAUCUAUGCAAGGUUAAGCAGGAAACCAUAAAUAAUGGAGAGUAUAAAAGGUCUGGUGAAACCAAAAUAGAUUCUAGUUUGACCAAUGGAAACUGUAUCGUUGCAGAAAGUUCCACUUUUGGUAAUGAGACCUUAGAAGAUGAUAAGUCAACUGUCUUCAAAAAAGCGAUUGAUAAUUAUUUUGGUAAUAAGACAUUAGAAGAUGAUAAGUCAACUGUCUUCAAAAAAGCUAUUGAUAAUUAUUUUGGUAAUAAGACAUUAGAAGAUGAUAAGUCAACUGUCUUCAAAAAAGCUAUUGAUAAUUCUAAAGAAAAUCUGGUGGAAACUGAUUUAUUGACUGACCGGAACAGUAUACUCAGUCAGUCUGUACUCAACUCAACAACUGUAAAGGAAGAAGAAAAUGUUCCUGAAGAAAAAUCUGAAAAGUCCCAAAGUACAAUACUAUCACAAACCAAGCAGUCAAAGUCAUAUACUUGUGUAUGUGGCAAAAGCUACAGCAGGAACUCCAAUCUCAAUAGACACCUGAAGGCUCACAUAGGACAUGAAAAGACAAGCAGUAGUCGUGAUGGAGGACCUUCUAAAAUGAAGACCCCGAUCGAAAAGUCUUUUCCAUGCAUCUGUGGGAAGAGCUUUACCAUCAGUUCUCAUCUAAACAGACAUCUGAAGACGUGCCAAGUGGGUACAGAGACUAAAAUCGAGCCUGGUGCAGACGUAAGUCCAUUGAAGGAUUAUGUAUGUGCUUGUGGUAAGAGGUAUACAUGCAGCUCUCAUCUUUACAGACAUCAGAAAUCUCACGUAGAUGGAAAUAAAGAAAGUGCUAGUCCUUAUUUAUGUCACUGUGGGAAGAUGUUCAGCUGUAGGUCCCAUCUGAACCGCCACCAGAGAAUCCACGCCAAGAAGGAACAGAUUGAGGAACAUGGAGGUGACUCUGUAGAAGAUACAGAGACAGAAGUCCCAGGGGGGAUAAAACCUUAUGUUUGUCAUUGUGGGAAAAGCUACACUUCUAGUUCUCAUCUCUACCGACACCAAAGGACUCACCAAGACGGGAACGUCCCGGCAAGUACGAGGAAUCGGGCUGGCGAAAGUAAAAUCGAAAAACCUUACAAAUGUGCGUGUGGUAAAAGUUACACGUGCACAUCACACCUCUACAGACACCAGAGAACAACACACAAGGCACAAGAGCUUAUCGUGGACAACCUGGAGUAUGACAGCGAUGUCCAAGAUGAGGAGCCUUAUGUAAAGCCUUACCAGUGCGAAUGCGGGAAAAGUUUCAUAUUAUUGUUUUCUCUUAUGGUGCAUAAAAAGAUCCAUUGUAAAGUGAAGCUUCAGUCCUCGUCCGCCUCUUAGAAGGGCUGUUCUUAAAGGGGCUUUCGAGAGGCUUUCGAGGGGCUUUCGAGAGGCGGGGGGUCGGCCACGCCCCUUGUGAUGUCAU
This is a messenger RNA of Hyla sarda, 2178 nucleotides long. Its product is annotated as putative zinc finger protein 702. The record is from RefSeq and is a predicted model, not a curated record. Gene Ontology annotation, molecular function: RNA polymerase II cis-regulatory region sequence-specific DNA binding; DNA-binding transcription factor activity, RNA polymerase II-specific. Lineage: Eukaryota; Metazoa; Chordata; Amphibia; Anura; Hylidae. The transcript has 2 exons. Bases 612 to 2093 code for a protein of 493 amino acids. Gene Ontology annotation, biological process: regulation of transcription by RNA polymerase II.